Messenger RNA from Paramecium sonneborni, 343 nucleotides. The record is from the annotation of a GenBank genome assembly. Lineage: Eukaryota; Ciliophora; Oligohymenophorea; Peniculida; Parameciidae.
AUGAAUAAUGUCUGUGAAUAAUAAAAUUUACUUGAAAACAUCCAAGAUCUAAUGUUGAAAAGAAAUGCUAUAUUUAUUUAUAAUAAUGUAACUUUUGAAGCCUUUAUAUAGAAUGGUAAAUAGAACAGAAGAGAUCAUUUUAUGAGGCGCCUAAUUGUGGUUCACCUAUCUUUUUCAAUGAUUGUCAAAGUGAUGAUAGGUUUGAUCAUGAUCAGAAUUACAAUGAAUUUCAAAAGGACGUACCUAAGAGAAUGGGAGAAUGGGAUAAAGUAUAACAAAUGUAUGAGUAUAAUUAAUAAAAUUUCUAGAUUAUAGUUUUAGUUUGUUUGCUCUUAAUUCUUGA